GGACAAGUAAUCUCUCUCUCUCUCUCUCUCUAUAUAUAUAUAUAGAGAGAGAGAGAGAACGAGUUGGCGAUGUUGAUAGCGAGGUUGUACACGGGGAGCCAUGACAUCAUCUCGUUGAGAAACGCUUACCAUGGCAACGCAGCUGGCACCAUGGGGGCCACCGCUCAGGGCAACUGGAAAUUCAAUGUCAUCCAGCAGUGCAUAUGAACACGUCCAGCGGUGGGAAAUCCGUUACGGUAAAUUGGUGUCAUUCGACAAGAUUGUGUGGUGAAGGUCUUUUCUCUAACUCUCUCUCUCUCUCUCUCAUGGCUAAUUCCGGCGUGACACAGCUGCUCGGCUUCCGGUUCCGCCCCACGGACCGUGAAAUCAUCAGCUCCUUUCUCUACAAGAUGGUGGUGGAGAAAAGGCCUCUGACUUCGAUGCCGCAAUACAACAAGGUUAUCCACAAGUGCAACCUCUUCGGCAACAAACGAGAACCCUCAGAAAUUUGGAGAGAUUACGGAGGAGAUCAACUUAAGGAUCAAGACUUGUACUUCGUUUCAGAGCUCCAGAGAAAUGGUUUGCUCAUCCAACGCAAGACUGGCAGUGGUACUUGGAGCGAAACCGAAACCUACCAAAAUGUUAAGGAUGAGGUGGAUGAGAUUAAUGGAAAAUCUCAUCUUGAUUUUAUUGGGAGAAAACGGAAAUUCUGGAACGAGAACGGGAAUACUUCGGUGGACAAUUCUGGGAAAAAGAGGAAUUGCUCGUCUCAAGAUCAAUCAAACAAGAAGAUGAAAAGAGAUCAAUCUACAAAGAAGAUGAAAAGAGAUCAAACUACAAAGGAGAUGAAAACUGAAAAUUCAGUGGGGCCACAGAUUAUGAAUGAUGAGAAGAAUCAGUUGAUGAUCAAGGACAGUACCACUUAUGAUCAAGAAUAUUUGAUUGACACCAAUUAUAAAAGCUUCGACAUUGAUGAAAUCUUUGCAGAACUAGACUGCGAAGCGCCAUUGUUACACUCGCAGCAACUGCCUCAGAAUGCUGAAGGCCAAGAAGAGCCUUGUGUUAAUCAAAUUGACGGACCAGUGGAAGCAGCCACCAGCAAUCUGAGUAAUUUUGAGUAUAAUAGCGAUGAACUAGCGGGAUUAAUAGGGCAACAUAAUAUGAAUGCAUAUGAUCAUGACAAUCCGAAUUUAUUCUUCGAAGCCAAUGAACUAUUGGCAGAAGAUGCAGAGCCCUUGUCAAGCUUUGCAGAGCUCGAUGAUGAUUAUAAUGUGGUCAGCCAACCAUUAGACCAAAACAGCUACUGGUCCAAUUGCUUUAUGGAUCAGACUUACAAUUCCUUUAUGGAGGAAAUCAUGGCUGAUUAAUUAGAUAUAUUGUACAAGUGUAACUGGCUGUAAGUUUAGAUGUAAAUUUUUCAUGAACAGGCGAAAUAUACAUCC
This is a messenger RNA of Prunus avium (sweet cherry), 1421 nucleotides long. Lineage: Eukaryota; Viridiplantae; Streptophyta; Magnoliopsida; Rosales; Rosaceae. The record is from RefSeq and is a predicted model, not a curated record.